Messenger RNA from Spodoptera litura, 914 nucleotides. RefSeq lists its product as uncharacterized. The record is from RefSeq and is a predicted model, not a curated record. NCBI's taxonomy places the organism in Eukaryota, Metazoa, Arthropoda, Insecta, Lepidoptera, Noctuidae.
GCGAGGCAAGCAUGCGUUGCAUUUUUUGAAAUAACGAAUUUUGGAUUUCAAUUUCGAAUUUUAAAUUUUAAAACAUGAAUAGUUUAUUAUUUAUAAUUUUGUGUUCAGUUUUGCGCACAGCAAUUGCUGGGGAUUUAAGGGCAUAUAAAAAUGAUACGAUUGAUGAAGAUCACGAUGACAAUGGGAAAUCAAAAGUGUUAUCAAGAAGGAAAAGGUUUCUUAUAUUCCCGGAUGGAAGUUCAUUUCAACUGGUAUUUCUAUAUCAAACCCCGGUGUUGAUCCCGAUUGGUGAUAUUUUCCUGUUUGCUGAAACUGCUGGGUUGGCUUGGUUACUGCCGACGGACCCUAACAUAUUCCACGCUUUGAAGGACUAUGAGAGACCCCUGCGAAGAAAUGAUGUGGUUAAAACCGUCAACUAUUUGGAUGAAGAUGGAAGACUGAUAGCUAAAGUUCCUUAUACAAGAAAGCUUAUAAUUACCCCGGUCUUAGGAAAGAGAAGUAUAGAUGACCAUUUGCUGUCUUCCAUAAAGCAGAAACCUAUAAUAAAUAGGAAGAAGAUGCACAGGAACCAUUUCAAGACUGGACAUUUGAAAAUUCAUAAUCUGGACAAGAAUAGUAAAGAGUUUCAUCGGAAGAAUCGGUUGGAGCUAUAUCAGAAGUUUGAGAAACUAUUAAUCACGAUGGGACGAGACGGGCGUCAGUGCGUUCUUUAUAAACUAUGCGAGGCGGCGCAGCGGGCUCCAAGGCAGGGGACAUUCUUGCAAGAAUUCCUCAGAGCUGUGUUCACGUUACCAAAAGGCAAAGAGUUUACCAAGGAAGAACAUAAGGAAUAUGAUAAAGCUCACGUUGCAAACGUUGACUGUGUGGCGCGGUACCCUGGCUGCGAAGAAGUACAUGAAUCUAAUUUGAAAUAA